AAGCGAUCACACGUUGGUAUCACAGCCACUCUGCAGUACACCUUGAUAGCGCCACCAUCUUGGCACGACCUCUGCUUGACCUCUUUUUUUUUUCCAGAAUGGAGAACGUGUACGAGGACCCUGAUCUCACCACCUACCAGAACCAGUCGUCAGCCGUGUACGAGGCGCCUGACGUCUCAGACCUGACGGCUCACUACGAGACAUUUGUGGAAGCUGCAGGAGAAAUACCUGACCCUCCUUCUCUCCCUCCACCUCACCCGCCAUCAGAGGAGAGGCGAGGGAGUUCCUCCUCUUCCUCCUCGUCCUCAUCGUCCUCUUCCUCGUCCUCCUUGUCCUCACAUGCUGGAGAUGAAGAGGAACAGAAGACGGAGGAGAAAGAGGAAGUUGAAGAGCAAAGGAUAGAUGUGGAGGAGCGCAUCAGAGAGCUGAAUUGGGGGAGGGGUUCCCCAGAGGGGGUGUUGGAAAGGAAAGACUCCUCCUCUUCCUCGUCCUCUUCCUCGUCCUCUUCAUCGGCUUCUGAGAAGGAUGUACCUGAGGAAAAGGACACAAAUAAAGUCACGCUUUAUGUGAAGGCUGGAAUCGAUGGGGAGAGCAUUGGAAACUGCCCCUUCUCCCAGCGCCUUUUUAUGAUCCUCUGGCUGAAAGGUGUAGUCUUCAAUGUCACCACUGUGGACCUCAAGAGGAAACCUGCGGACCUUCACAACCUGGCUCCAGGGACUCAUCCACCUUUCCUCACCUUCCAAGGGGAAGUUCUCACUGACGUCAACAAAAUCGAGGAGUACUUGGAGGACAGGCUGGCUCCACCAAAAUACCCCAAACUUGCAGCAAAGAACCGCGAAUCCAACGCAGCUGGAAUCGACAUAUUUGCCAGGUUCUCGGCUUACGUCAAAAACACAAGCCCGGCUCAAAAUCGAGCACUAGAAAAGAGUCUAGAGAAGUCCCUGGCAAAGCUGGACGACUAUCUAAACAGUCCGCUGCCCGACGAGGUUCAGGACGGACAGCACAGAGGCGACGGAGUAUCCAACCGCAAAUACCUGGACGGAGACGAACUGACGCUGGCUGACUGCAAUCUCCUGCCCAAACUUCACGUUGUCAAGGUGGUUGCAAAGAAAUACAGAAACUAUGACCUCCCGUCUGAAUUCAGAGGGUUGUGGCGUUACCUUGGCAAUGCCUACAGCCGCGACGAGUUCACCAACACAUGCGCAGCAGACAUGGAAAUUGAGCAAGCCUAUAAGGACGUAGCAAAGAGGUUGGGAAAAUGAAUGCCUCUAAUUAACACUCACUAUUGUCCCUAAUCUCCUUUUUAAUACUAAUGUACUGAAUGUGUUUAAAUAAAAAAACAUAGUUUUAAAGGGGAUGUUCUAAUUAUUAAAGACCUUGUAAUCAUGUAAUCACAAUUUAGCUACAAAGUAACUGAGCAUGCUCAGAUUGGAGGUUGGGGUCAUGUUUUUAACUGCUUACCAUUAACGCAGGAGGUAAAUUCAAAAGAUUAUUGGGUUUAAAUGUGUUUUUCUGCUUUAAUUUAAGUUGCAAUCAUUUGAUGUCUGGCUAACGAGCUAACUACUUAGCAACCUUGUUUUAAUGGCCAUUGAGCAAAUUGGUAAUUAUCUGUUCUAGGAUGUGGACAUAUUAGCAUGUUCCAUCUAGCACCUGGAGUUUUCAGUAUCUUUGUAGUAUUAUCCAUGUCGGCUCUAUGUAUGCCAAAUAGAUCAGUUAGCCCUCCCCUUCAAAUCCUUUCCUUUCCCAGUGUUAUAAGAUAAAUUUAUUUUUUUGGUAAUUUUAAAAUAGUACAGGACAUAAGCUACACUGCCACAGGGGCCUGUGCUUGAAGAUUAAAUCUUUCCUUAUCAUACUUUAACACUGGGACGAACAAGCUAGCACGGGGAAAUGCAGAAUUAGCCUGUUUCUUAUAGAAUUAUAUCCCAUCGUUUAAUAUCAAUUGAACGUUUAAGAUCCCUUUUACAGUAUUUGUGUUUUAGAUGAGUUGACUAAAAGCUUUAAAGUCAGCGAGAGAAAGCUUUUUCAAGAGCUGGCUAAUAAUAACGCUAGCUGCUAACUAGCCAAAUUUGCCAUUUAAAGAAACAAUAUGUAACUUUUCCAGCUUGAAUAGUACAACAACUUUAAACAGGGGAAAAGCAAGCGACAGUGCCUUGUAGAGCGACAGAGAGGAAAAUAGAAAACGGGGUAAAAACAUUGCGCUGCGUCACGCUGCGUCCUCCGCAGGCAGUUUGAUGCUGACGCUCGCUCGCGUCGCAUGCUGUUAAGACACGGUGUAACCUUUGGUGGGCACCAAAGCCAGCCAAAGCAAAGUCCUACAUAUUGUUGCUUUAAGCUUGCAAAGUCAAUGGUAGACGGAUAGAAAUGGGAAUCCUGCGUUUGUCAUUAUUUGUCUGAAACCAGCAAAAUAUUGUUUAAAAAAAAUAACCAGGAAGUUUAAGCAGGGAAUUUCUUUUUCUGCUCCUACCAUUGUGUCCUUCAUUUGUGUUGUGUAAGAAUGAAAUGGGAAACAGUCAAUGACAGACUAUUUCAAUUUGAGGUCAUUCAUUUGAUUUACUGCGAUGCAGAUUAUUUUUUCUUCUGUACACUGAUCGUCUCCUUACUUUUGCUUUCCCAUUAAAGUUUCUCAACUUCUGCAUCACCUAAUAAAAAAAAAUAAAAAAAAUUGUCAAUCAAUACCUGAAAUAAUUACAGUCGCAUUGUUUCAGCUUAAAAACAAAACAACGAACCAAGUUUACACCCCCUGUUGUGUUGUCUUGUUAUUACGAGCAAACUGAGAAUAUGUAUAAUCACGAGUGCCUUAGAGGAAAUCUGCUCUGCCUUCAAUGUCUGUAAAGUAAAUGAUGUUUGAAUAUAAUAUGAAUGUCAUAUGCCUUGUACUGAUCAUUUAAACAAAGUAUUGCUGAAGUGGAUUGUGGCUAUAUUCAUAUUCUUUCUGAUAAUUAGAACCAUGAACCCACUGUGUUUACGAUGUCACUUAUUUGAAUAAUAAAUCUAUUUUCUCAGAGA
Labrus bergylta (ballan wrasse) is the source of this 3006-nucleotide messenger RNA. RefSeq names its product chloride intracellular channel 5a (gene clic5a). Lineage: Eukaryota; Metazoa; Chordata; Actinopteri; Labriformes; Labridae. The record is from RefSeq and is a predicted model, not a curated record.